Molecule: messenger RNA, 1455 nt
Organism: Fusarium redolens
Lineage: Eukaryota; Fungi; Ascomycota; Sordariomycetes; Hypocreales; Nectriaceae
Product: mitochondrial carrier domain-containing protein
Exons: 2
Coding region: 347-1318 (323 amino acids)
Cellular component (GO): mitochondrial inner membrane
Molecular function (GO): S-adenosyl-L-methionine transmembrane transporter activity
Source: RefSeq, a predicted model, not a curated record
CAGGGCAUCAGUUGAAGUCAGUAUCUUCCAAUUUCUUCAAAAACCAGUCAUGAAUUACCAAGUGCCAGGUACGAGCUUGUGAAAGACAAUUCAUGUACCUUGGGCCAGGAAUGCUGAUGUUUUGCUCAUCGUUCGGUCACAUUUGCUGUUGGGGCGAUAGCCUAGCGCGUUCCUCGAAGCUUCGAUGUUGACGUAGUUGAUCCUUUCACCCAACGCUAGGCCCCAAGAAAUUUUGGUCGAUGUGCCUGGAGAUCCGUUCAUCAAUCCCUAAAUCACCAAUUCUUCACCGUUGAGAUCUCUUUUCUUUAGCCCUCCUCUUGGUCAAUCAGCUCCGGCAGUCUGAUUGAUGUCCACCUCAACCAGCGCGGAUGCUGCGGAUAUAUCCUUGGCCGCAGCCUUCGCUGCGUUAAGCGUUGAGUUUGUAGUUCACCCGUUCGACACCCUCAUUACGCGCAUACAAUCUCCGGAAUAUGUACCAAAAUACAGGAGUCAUGAGGGCAAACUCCAACCGGCCCUGUUCCGAGGCCUCUAUCGUGGCUUAACACCAACCGUAGUCACGACCAUCCCGGCAUCUGCCACUUUCUUCACUAUCUACGAAACGGCGAAGUCUGCUCUUCAACCAAAGGAAGGUCUCAAACCCGGGAGCCUGUCACAAACUGCUGUUCAUGCCGCCAGUAGCGCGUUGGCUGAUAUGGUUGCCUGCGCCAUCAUCAACCCGUCGGAAGUCCUCAAACAAAAUGCCCAAGUUGCAAGAUUCUCGGAGGGUGGCGUCCAACCAAAUCCCAUGUUAGCCUCACUCAAGCACUUCGCACGACAUCCUUUGAAACUAUGGACAGGAUAUACGGUGUUGGUAGCCGGAAAUCUUCCUCGUACCAGCCUCACGUUCUCGAUAUACGAGUAUCUCAAAGGUGCUUGGCUUCGGAGAUCAAAGAAGUCCGACAGCAUCGUGGAACAGGUCAAAGUGAGCGGAAUAACCGCUGGUAUCGGCGGCUCAAUAGCCUCUCUUUUCUUUGUCCCCAUCGACGUUGUGAAAACCAGAAUGCGGUUACCAGAGAAAGCUCCCCCUAGCCAUCUUUUACAACCAGAAGCAUUGUUCACAUCAUCGUUAAGUCGUGAGAAAGCCAGAAAGCCCGCUGCGAGAGGCCCCGUUUCCAUCGCCAAGGGCAUAUUGAUAAGAGAUGGAAUUUCAGGGCUAUUCAGAGGGGCAACUGUCACUUGUAUUGCAGCAGCUGUAGGGAACGGGUUGUUCUUGGGUUGUUAUGAAGGACUCAAGUUGCACUAUGCGCGUGAAGCUUCAAAGAAUGAGCUCAUUCAAUAAAGAAUGACAUCAAUUUGGCUCGGUAGGAAUAGGCAGUGUACGAUACGUGAUAAGUGUAUUUGUCACUUCUGGAUAACUGUGAGGUUAGUUUCAGAUAUUUACAAGCGACGUGUAACAUAGCACAAAGAAAACACUGC